This is a messenger RNA of Phytomonas sp. Hart1, 1200 nucleotides long. NCBI's taxonomy places the organism in Eukaryota, Euglenozoa, Kinetoplastea, Trypanosomatida, Trypanosomatidae. The record is from the annotation of a GenBank genome assembly.
AUGCCGAUGUCGAUUUCGAACUCUUUAGGAUCCCAUCGUGGGAACCUCAAAGGGUCUGCCGCGGGCAAUCGUCGGGCGGGGGCUCGUUGGUUUUCCUCGAAAGCCACCGCCAACGCGGCGAUUAGAAACGCCCCUCUGACCAAACUCAACGCGAUCCCGACAGGGUCCUUUUCCUCCCCCCUUUCUUCGACGCCCUCGACGCCUUCGAAGCGCCCGCGCAGCCCCAUCCCCACCCCUGCCGGGACUUUUCAAAGUCCGAAGUCCUUCCGGAUGGAGGUUCCUCCAGCACGAUCUCCCCUGCUCGACGUGAAUUCUUUAAAUCAUUUCACAGAGGGGCAUAGUGGUGGAGAGGUGGAUUCGAGUGGUCAACUUUUGAUCGCAGACCACCCUAGCGAGGGUCGGAGUGGGAUGAAUGGAAGUGGGGAGCUCGAGCGGGCGGGGUCGGUGCCUCGCCACGUCUCCCCCGACGCCGAGACCUUUCACGAGCUCGACAAGGAGAAUGUUUUAUCCUCUUCCGGCCCUUUACCCCAUCCCUGUCCCAAUUUUUCAUCUCCGACGAGUAUUCCGCCCCUUCGGGCGCGUUCAAUUCGCUUUUUCGAGCCCAUUCCAUCCCUGCCGGAGCGUAAAGCCCACCCUUUGGAGCUCAGUGAGAUUCUUGGGGUGCUUCCCGCGGGUACUUUCAACCAUCGCCGGACAACAACGGGGGAGGGGGUUCGAAAAGGCAGUGGCUCCCCCCCCCGGCGGCCUUCCGCCCGCGGGGAGUUUUCCGGAUUUUUCGACGAAAAAGGCCGGCUGAGUGAGGUCUCCGCGUACGAACCGACGGAAGGGGAGCCCGAGGUGGAUGAGGUUCGGUACUUACGCGAGCAAGCCGCCGGGGAGUCCGCGGAUGCGGAGGGAUUAGCGUUGGCUGAGCGGCGGCGGCAUCGACAGCGCGUACUCGCGUGCUCGCAGCGGUCUCGGGAUGCGCUGCUAAUGGGGGAUUCCACCACGGCGCCUAUUUCUUCUGCGUUUUCGUCUUUGGGCGGGGGAUUUCCUCGCGUUCGGGUUCCCAUUCGAGAAAGUUCCCUCGCGAUGGCGUUCCCGCUCAGCGGGUUGACGGGUGAGUCCGCGCUGCCGUUUCGCGAGUGGAGCCUCGCGCCCGCGGAGCUCCGAGAGGAACGUCAGCGCGAGGUGGAAAAGCAGCAGCGAAAGGCGAUUUAA